ACUGUUGCAUUGUCAAAAACAGAACAGAAAAAGGUUCAAAAAGCCAAUUACAGCUGUAUUUUCUCAUAAUAGACGCAGCUGAAGAAGCAGACUUGUAGGUCACUGGUAUCCUCAGAUAUCAUGGAUCUUGAUAGCGAUGUACUGAAGCCCCUGGGCACCUUCCUGGUGGAAUACAGAGAAGGAGAUUUUCUCGGCCAUGGUCUGGCAUACUUCUCACAAGUCCCUAUUCUAGCUGCCAUGUUCAUCAUUGGUUUCUGGUUCCGAGCUAGAGACCUUCACUCGCCGACCAUGUCUGUAGGUCUUGUCCUGUGCGUCGCUGUCAACUUGGUCCUCAAGAAUGUCUUCAAACAACCACGACCGUAUGUGCACACUCAUUUGAAGACGUAUGGAAUGCCGUCUGAUCACUCUCAGUACAUGGGCUUUCUGGCUACCUAUGUCACUGGUCUGAUUUGCACACGGUGUCGUCCAUUGAGGAGCCGUCUCAUGCUAUUCUCGUAUGGAUCAGCUGUCGUAGGUGUGUGGACACUGGCAUUGCUCGUCUGCUGCUGUCGGGUCUACUUGCAGUAUCAUAGUCCUGAGCAAGUGAUUGUGGGCUGCUGUGUGGGCAGUGGACUGGCACUCGUAUGGCUAAGCAUUGUCCUGAAUGUCCUGGAGCCGUACUUCAGCACCAUUGCAUCAUGGCCUCUUCUGAAUCUCAUCCUUGAUGUACCACAUCGCUGAUGUGUAUCACUGACAGAUGAGUCACAGUCGGCUUGGAUGUCUAUUAUGUCGUCGCACUGGUGUGCUCUGCUUGUGCUCCCAGACCCCUGUGCAGCCCCAGGGCACUGCACUGUAAUGCCUGCUACAACUAUAGUCAUCAGCAUUGCAUUCUGUUGCCAUGUCAUAGGCCUGCCAUCCCUGUCUCUGGUGGCAGUCAGUGUGGUGGUGCCUGCUGUCCCAUACCUCGAUCACACGGUGAUGCUCUGGUGCUGUAUGACUCACCCUGUUGUGUCAUACAGUUUGCCUUUCUCCCACCUGCUACCGCCUUGCAUGCUCUGACAGCGACAUCCAGCUAGUAGCAGUGGGAAUUCAAAGUUUCUCGUGCAUGCUUCUUGCAGUAUGCGUACCAUGCUGAAACGCUCCGAACGGUUACACCAUGGCGUGUAUGGUGACUGGCAAUCCGUAGAUAUAUCUACACGUGUGGCUCAGGCUCUUGCAGAUUAUUCUAAACUAGGUCCUCUCUAUAUUAUUAAUUAUUAUUGCUUUCACCCUGCUGUCUGGCCCUCGUUGUGCUCCUAGAAUGAAGGUGAAUGUUUCCACUCUACCCACACCCGCCCUCCGACUACAAUCAUACAUGUAUUAUUACUUUACUUGUGGAAUCUGUUGUUAUUAUUAUUAUUUGAACCUCAAUUGGCCGUCGUGACCUCUGGUUAUCCCGACGUUCUACUUAUAGUUAUCCCACAGAAUACUGAGAAUAGUGGUGUCAAAAGUUAUAUCGGCUUUUGCGAAUCUGAACUGGCCAUGCAAUACGAUCUUUCUUUUCACGGAGCGGGCCAGUGCACUGUGCAAUGGGCUUCGAAUUAUCGAUAGGCGAUUGCAAAUUUUGAACUGUAACAGCAGGAAUCCCUCACAUUUAUCUCGUGUCCUACAUGGUGUUCUUGGCUACAAUCUUUUUUUAAAAACUUUUUACUUGAGCCGCCAGUGCUGUCGGAUAACUGGCACACUGGGUCACUGAAUGCCAGAUAAGUGAAACGCAACCUGUACUGGUACUGGACUUCCAGGCUGGGCCAAUCAUCAGAUCAUCAGUAGCAAGAGUACAUAAACCGUACUCUUGUCAGUAGACAGUACCAACGAGUACAUUCAUUACAGGGGCGGAUCCAGGGGUUCUAUGGAACCCCUAAUUCUGUGAAUGUAUUACUGGCAACCAUAAUGCGUGUCCAUGUACAUGUAUCAGCUAUUCAGUUUUGACUAUUGGAACCCUCAUGUAGAGAUCGCUGGAUCGGCCGCUGCAUUAUGACUUUACUCUUUUGUUAUAAACGCGAGCAUGUGCAGCUGGGACUGUGACAGUUUACCUACGGGUACGACUCGCCGUCAUG
Messenger RNA from Sycon ciliatum, 2075 nucleotides. Its product is annotated as dolichyldiphosphatase 1-like. Gene Ontology annotation, molecular function: sphingosine-1-phosphate phosphatase activity. Lineage: Eukaryota; Metazoa; Porifera; Calcarea; Leucosolenida; Sycettidae. The transcript is spliced from 8 exons. Bases 121 to 720 code for a protein of 199 amino acids. The record is from RefSeq and is a predicted model, not a curated record.